AUGGAGGAUUUAAAGAACAAGGUAGUCAUCGUGACAGGAGCAUCGUCUGGCAUCGGCCUUGCGACCGUUGAAGUUCUUCUUAAGUCAGGAGUGAACGUAUUUGGGGUCGAUCUCAGCGCUCCUCCUACGAUCUCAUCUCGGAGCUUCCAUUUCUUGCAAGCCAACUUGACCCAAGUUGAUGCUCCCGACAAGAUCGUUGAAGCCUGCUUGGCAACUUUCGGGGAUAGGAUUGACGCAUUGCUCAAUAUAGCAGGAGUUGCGGAUCAGAACAAUAGCGUUGAUACGCUCACCGAUGGGGACUGGGAUCGGAUCAUCGCAGUAAAUUUAACUGCUCCAGUGAAGCUGAUGCGUGCCGUAGUCCCAAUUAUGCUGAAGAAUGGAGGCGGGAGCAUCGUGAAUGUUGCGAGCAAAGCUGCGUUGAGUGGAGCUGUUGCUGGAGUUGCUUACACGGCAAGCAAGCAUGGUAUCGUUGGAGCAACUAAGAAUGUAGCAUGGAGAUACAAAGAUGAAGGGAUCCGAUGCAACGCGAUUUGUCCAGGAGGAGUUCAAACCAACAUUUACAAGUCCAUAGAUGUAACGAAACUGGAUAUGAAGGCCACUGGCAUUCUUCAACCAGUCCAAACUAUGAUGAUGCCUAACAACGAUUAUUCCAAGAUUGCAACUCCAGAUAAGAUAGCAAAUGUGUUGCUCUUCUUAACCUCAAAUCUCAGUUCGGAGAUGAACGGUGCCAUAAUACCAGUCGACCACGGGUGGAGCGUCAUAUGA
Mollisia scopiformis is the source of this 765-nucleotide messenger RNA. Its product is annotated as NAD(P)-binding protein. Lineage: Eukaryota; Fungi; Ascomycota; Leotiomycetes; Helotiales; Mollisiaceae. The transcript has 6 exons. Bases 1 to 765 code for a protein of 254 amino acids. The record is from RefSeq and is a predicted model, not a curated record. Gene Ontology annotation, molecular function: oxidoreductase activity.